Messenger RNA from Rhipicephalus microplus (southern cattle tick), 3648 nucleotides. RefSeq names its product CUE domain-containing protein 2-B. Lineage: Eukaryota; Metazoa; Arthropoda; Arachnida; Ixodida; Ixodidae. The record is from RefSeq and is a predicted model, not a curated record.
UUCUCUCCUUCGGCAUCGGUCGCGUCCCUGGUUUCUUGUGCGAGGCGAGCGGAGAUCUUUUUUUUCCACUGACAAAAAGACGGGAAGAAUGAAUGGUGAUGCUUCAAAGCCUGCUUCGGACGCUUUCGUGAAGAAAUCCCUGGUGUGCUUCAUUCAGCAGGAGACGAACGAAGAUGCCGCAGACAUGAUCGACGAAAUUCUGCUGGCCUAUGUCGUGGGGAUUCUGGAGUCGGACAUAGCCGAGGAAGGAUUCGACGUGUUGGAGUUCAAGGAAAUGCUUUCCGCUUACAUCCCAAGCUUCGACUCGAUAUCAGACACAAAGAUUUCCUCUUGGGUAGGGCUGCUCUCCGGAAAAGUCGGAAAACACACUGAAACCAAAAGAACGGCAGAAAGCCUGCUGACCUCACCAGUCAUCUCGCCAGAGAGCAAAACGUCCAACAAGUCAACACCCCGCUCCCGAAACACGAGUCAGUCGGAAGAGGACAUUGGCAAGCCGAACCGCAUCGCCGUCUGUGACGAAUCGGAACUGUGCGACGGAACUACCUUUCGCACGCUCUGCGAGAUGUUUCCGGCAGCUUGCGCUCUGGAAGUCCGACGCUGUCUUAUGGUCGCCGGGGGCGACACAGAGGCUGCCGCGCAGCUGCUGCUUCAACGAGAUGCAGCAGUAGAGACGUUGCUGUCUGGACCCGCACACAGCUCGGCGAAUCCACGCAGAGAUACUUCGGCGCUACCACUCGGCGACAAGGAGCUCAGAGAACAGAUCCUGACGAGAUAUGGCUACAUCGAUCAAGACGAAGAUGAAAAGGAACAUAGGCCUGUUGCGCCAAAGACUGAACCAAAGAAGCUCAUCCGCUAUCGGGACAACAAGAUCGUCAGCGUCAAGGGUGAGAAGUAUUCGGAAGUCAAGCGGGAGGAGAGCGACGACAUGAAGCGGACCUACGUGACUCUAAAACCAGCACGGCAAUAUAGGUUCCAUUAGGGUUACACAUUUCUCAUUCGCUUGACACUCGCCGCACGCUGCUUAGUAGUACGAUGAUCAUGUGACCAGUCGGUGCUGCCUCUGCCGUUGUUGCUGGCCCCAUCAUCAAUGAUGCUAGGGUACUUGCUUCAGGUCCACACAUGCACACUGGCUGUUUAAGUGCACAGGAAAUCUGUCUGGUGAGAAACAUACGGACCUGGAGGAGUCGUCUGCUUCUGCACAGACAAACCUAGCGGCAAUGCAUCUGCUAAGGCUGAAGCAGAUGACCUGCACCUUUCUGCAAAGAUAGAGCAGACAGCACGAAUGGUCAAACUAUCUGUGCAGAAAUUGUCUCUCCCUGAACAUAUGGUAUAAGGAGGACUACUGUCUCUUCUGUCUGUGCAGUAAUGGAUAGAUUAUCUUCUACAGAGCAGACACCAUCUGCUCUAUUUAGGCAGAAGUCCAUGCCAUCUGUGCAGACGCAUUGUAAUCUGCUCCAUUUGUGUCAAGCCAGACGGGUCGUCUGCUAAAACAAAAACUGUCCCUCUCUAUACAAAUAGAGCGGGUGGCAGUGCAUCUGGCGCAGACUUCUCCUUCGACAAAACAGAAAGCAAAUUUCUAUCCAUUUCUGCUCAAAUUUCUAUCCAUUUCUGCUCGAACGGUGCAGACGUGAGUGUGCCUGCUGAAUUGGAAAGGGACAACUUUUCUGGACUGUCUGUUUCUGACUAGUGCUGCUGCUGUUUUGACUUAAUGCCUUCUGCAUAGCUGGGGAGCCUUUACUUUGCGUGAUGUUGUGUCAUGCUGGACUGGUUUUGAGGACGUGGAGUCAUUUUGUACAAAGCCUGCACCACUCAAAAUGAAUAACGAGGUGCAGGUCUUGCCACCUUGUGCUGGCAAAACGAAUCACUAACCCCAUUCUUUUUCCUGAACCAGGUCCAGAACUGCAGAUAAAUCAGCGGGAGCACACAAUACACAACAUACUUCGUAGAGAAGUAGCAUGAGAGAAGUAGCACAGGCUUUAUGCAGCGAGUACCAGAACAAGAGCGGUUCUGAUCAAGGCUUUACCGAUUGCAGUCAUGAGAAAGUUCUGUAACUAUUGAAAUUGAGUUUGACUCCAGGAUUACAGCCACAGUUGCGCAGUUAUACAACCAGAUUUACAAUGCUGCCAGUGAAGAAAAGAGCUUGCUUAAUCAUUACCUGUGAAUCAGUCUGAUACAUACCAGUGUCACACGGUGCACAGCUGAUCACGAUUAAACUAAAUCGGGAUCAGAUUUCACUGCAGUAAUUACCCCCUUUCUGAAGCCUGUGCAGGCAGUCACAACCAAAAACUUCUAUCAAGAUCAGGCUUGAUCGCGGUACCAACGUGGCCAGGUAAAACCAGUGUAAGCCUUUUCAAAAAUUAAAAAUGUUUUAAGUACUUCACAUUUAGAUAAACGGAGAUUGAACUUAUGUGAAAUCUUGAACUUGCUUGUAGUGGAAGUCCUCAGAUUACAACACUGAGCCUGCUUGGGCACACUCUGCGCUGCGCUGGCAAUGCGUUUGUUACUUGUUAUCAACUCUCUGACCACAAAGAAACAAGCGAACAAUCAGUUAUUCAUCUUCAACACCGUGUAAAUAUUAUGCGAACAAAAAAAAAAUAGUGUGCUUGCGUGUUGUGAAGAUAUCCCCGCUCACCAAAAACAAGCUCGUGCUCCCACCUUAACUCGCACCCCAAACUUUUGCCACCUGCACUGUGGUCCCAGUAUUUUCUCAAUCAGUGUCAGUGUCAAUCAGUCUUUCUUGUUUCUACGUUGGAAACUGAGUUAUUAUAUAGUGAAGCACCUGUGUGAACAAAGCAGCACAGAGGAUGCCAGUGUUUUGUCAUUAUACACUCAAACCUCAUUAUAACAAAGUUCCACCUUACAAGCAAAUGAGUUUGUUGUAUCCCAAAAUUCGUUAUUGAGGUUAUCUAUAAUGAUAUUCUAAGACUAUUGUUCAUUUACUUUGUUAUAACCAGUACUUUCAUUAUAUCCGUGUUCAUUAUAUUGAGGUUCGAGUGUAUAUUCAUAAUGCUAUGAUAAAUAUCUUGAUCUAUGUCGAUAAUUACAAGCUACCUGGAAAUGUGCGACGAGCCGAACUAGAAUAUUAGCCUAUUACCAAGCAGUUGCAGUUAGCUGGCUUCGCACAGGUGCUGAGAAUUCUGAGCAGUUUUGCAUAAACUUUUUUUUUUACUUACCAGCCUAGACAAGGUGCUUUCGGACUUCAACAUUAUUUUUUUCCUUUGUGGAUUGUUUCAUGAAGUUUCUGCAUUUAUGGCUGCAUACCAAACUUCUUCAAAUAGGGUACCGGUACAGAUUGCCCGUUUUGUAGAAGCAUAGAGAAAAAUGUGGCAUUGAGAAGCUUUUUACAGUGGCAAAGUCAUUCCACAUGGUGACCUACAUAGAAACCUCCUUUGUCUAAAGGCUCACAUGUGGCUCACAGUGAAUCGAAAAUGGGCUUGCAAGCUAAUAGUCUUUUAUGAAUGAUUUCAGCGCAGGGCAGACAGUUGGCCUUUUUAAGGUGAAGAGUUGAAAAGGGGAGUGAGUAAGAAGUGACUUCAUGGCGGUCGCUGAGACCGUGACAAAUGCGUAAGUUACUCACAGUUGUGACAUUAUUCGUCUGUUUCUUUAAGGACCAGUAAACAGGCUCUGACUUUAUUUUACACCCCCCAA